AUGCUUCGAUUGUGGCUAAGGAUCUACCUAGUCCUUUGCAAUGUGGUGAUCCUCUCCCUCGUCGUUCACGCGGGCCCUUUAGCACCCCGAAGGGCAGUGUCGCUUCCCACCGAAUCCUCGGACACGAACCUUGUCCUCGACUAUGCCCAACAUCAUCCCUCGCGUCGCAAGCGUAAGCUCGAAGCGAGGAUCAAUAUAUCUGGCUUUUUGAACGAUGCCAAAAGGAUUGCGGCCGGUCUUCCCCAGCAAGCCCAAGCACAGGCCAAGCAAGCGGUUCAAAAACUAGGCGAAGACUUGGAGAGCAAAAAGCCGGCUCUCCAAGAAGCCUCAAAGAAGGUGCUGAACACCCUUGAUAUCGCUGGCAAAUCUGCAGGCUUGGUAGUGGCAUUGACCGCCGCCCAUCUGGUCAAGCUGGAGGAGACAACGGACCAAGGGAAGCAAGCCGAUGGUCUCAAAACAUUCGACGCCGUUUUGGAUCGUCAUGCCGAAGCCUUCAAGACCUUGCAAUCCUUGGAACCCAAGCUCUUACGUCAAAUUAAAAAAACGAUCUCGGAUACCGAGGAUAUUAUUACAGAUGGGAGCACCAUGACGACUCAGCAACGAGACCGGCUUCUCGACGAGUACGAAGCCGGAGUUGAGCAGAACUUGAAAAGCUUUGAGAGUGCCCGUGAAGAAAUCUAUAAGGAUCUUCUCGAGGCUAAGUUGGUUUCAGGUCCUCCAAUCAAAAUCGAAGACGCAAUGACACUUGACACUCGUGUGGAUCUUCGAAAAGCUAGAGAAAUCGCCCGCUAUCUAGUGAGGUGGGAGCGAGGGGACAAAGGGUCGAAUGCGUAUACCGUCUCAGAUGCCCUCUGUCAGCUCCUUAAUAUAAUUCCGGUCUCCCAAUCGCAGAUGAUUGAAGAAGUCAAUACCGAUGCAGAGUACUUGGCAACGACACAAGCUAAAUAUUUCAGGAUUUUCAUGGAGUAUAUGCCAACCAGCAUCGCCGAAAAAGUUCUCCCAGAAUAUGCUCAAAAGCACCACCUGACGGCUUUGGGGAGGAGGGCUCACGAGCGGAAAGUUUUCAAAGCCGUGAGUUAUGAAGAGAUUGAAACCCUCAAGCGCGAGGUUAACGACCUCCUCGACGAAGCCGACAACUUCGUGCAAGUCCACGUUUCAAAUGCUUUGACAAAGGGUGCAAUCAGCGAGGAAACCCGAAAUCAACUGAUGAGAGUUUGGGAUCGUUCCGUUGAUCGUAGGAUCACAACGGCCACAAGCGCCGUGCAUAGGAUCAUCACAACUCUCCGGGGCGCGAAGUUCAUUGAUACUCUCCCUACCGAUAACGAGUUUUACGAGGAGGUUGGGGCUACUCCGAAAUUGCCUAAUCAAUGUUCCGUGGAAUCCUGGAAUAAUGCUCGUAACUGCUACUCCUUGCUUAAGGACUGGAGAGCGGGAGAAAAGGGUCUUGACGGGAAGCCGGUGACGAAAGAUUCUGCAAAUUCUCAAAUAAGAUCGAUACUGGGGGUCAUGUGA
Messenger RNA from Penicillium alfredii, 1512 nucleotides. RefSeq lists its product as uncharacterized. The transcript has a single exon. Bases 1 to 1512 code for a protein of 503 amino acids. NCBI's taxonomy places the organism in Eukaryota, Fungi, Ascomycota, Eurotiomycetes, Eurotiales, Aspergillaceae. The record is from RefSeq and is a predicted model, not a curated record.